Salmo salar (Atlantic salmon) is the source of this 2880-nucleotide messenger RNA. RefSeq names its product putative RNA-binding protein Luc7-like 1. The record is from RefSeq and is a predicted model, not a curated record. Gene Ontology annotation, molecular function: mRNA binding. Lineage: Eukaryota; Metazoa; Chordata; Actinopteri; Salmoniformes; Salmonidae. Gene Ontology annotation, cellular component: U1 snRNP. Gene Ontology annotation, biological process: mRNA splice site recognition.
GACUGCAGCAUUUUGUGUCGUUCAGCCAACCAGCAUUUCCUUCGAGGCAGAGCGCGCUCGGAAAGAGGAGGAAGUCGAAAAAUAAAGGACACCGAAUUAAUAUAUACGUUAGAAUAUGUCUAUGAUAUCUACGGUCUAACAAGGGACUGUGGUUGGUCUCACAACUGCCUAAAAACCUUCGGGUUUACCUCAAUAAUCCGAAUUUGAAAUUACACUACCCGCCACUCAGCAUACUGUCACCUCGCCAUACUUCGAGUUGAGAGACGAACGGGGACGGGAAACAUUUCGGAAUAGGCUUAGCUACCUAAUAUUUACAUUGUAAAUUGGUAUUACAAACUUGAUAAUUAUAAACGUUAAGGUGGUAGAAGUACUCAAGAAAAGGUUUUAGCGAGCUAGUUUGUUUCAAACUAUUCGUCACGAGAACUUGAGGUUCUCUCUGAGAAAAGUUGUUCGACGUCCACGAGCCGUCAGAGGCCUGUGGUCGAGGCUGCAUGCAGCAGACACCAUCGGCGUGUAGUGUCGGUGACAUUAACAAGAAACAUGUCGGCUCAAGCGCAAAUGCGAGCGAUGUUGGACCAGUUGAUGGGCACAAGUAGAGAUGGGGACACCAUGCGCCAGAGAAUCAAAUUUACAGAUGAGCGGGUCUGCAAGAGUCAUUUGCUGGACUCCUGUCCUCACGACAUUCUCUCCGGCACUAGAAUGGACCUGGGAGAGUGUGUGAAGGUCCACGACCUGGCCCUCAGGGCUGACUUCGAGAUCGCCUCCAAGCAACAGGAGUACUUCUUUGAGCUUGACGCAGCUGAGCACCUUCAGUCGUUCAUCGCUGACUGUGACCGCAGGACUGAGCUAGCAAAAAAGAGACUAGCUGAGACGCAGGAUGAGAUCAGCGCUGAGGUUGCCGCCAAGGCUGAGCGGGUCCACGAGCUGAACGAGGAGAUCGGUAAGCUGCUGGCCCGGGCGGAGCAGCUCGGGGGCGAGGGGAAUGUGGAAGAGGCACAGGAGGUCCUGGAGAAGGUGGAGAAGACUCGCGCAAUGAAGAAGGAGGCAGAGGACGUAUACAGGAACUCGAUGCCGGCGUCCAGCUUCCAGCAGCAGAAGCUCCGGGUGUGCGAGGUGUGCUCCGCCUACCUAGGUCUCCAUGACAACGACCGCCGCCUAGCUGACCACUUCGGAGGCAAACUGCAUCUGGGAUUCAUUGAGAUCCGGGAGAAGCUGGAAAGGCUACGGAAAGCCGUUGUGGAGAAGCAAGAAGGAAUGCGAAUGAGAAGAAGGGAGGAGCGUGAAAAGGAGGAAGAGAGAGCAAAGGAGUGGGAGCUGGAGCGAGAACAAGAGAGGGAAAAGGAGAGGGAGCGUGAAACUGAACGUGUACGGGAGAGGGAGAGGGAGAGAGAAAGAGAGAGGGGGGAGAGAGAUCGCCGGAGGACAAGAUCAAGAAGCGGUGAACGAUACAGGGAGGGAGGCAGCUCAUCCUCCCAUCGCUCGAGACGACACCGCUCCUCUCGUCCCCGGGAGGAGGGAGGAGGAGAGCGGGACAGGGAACGUAAGCAUAGACACAAGGACGGGCAUCGCUCGCGCUCCCACUCUCACAGGAGCAAGAGGAAGAGGUCUUCCAGGGACAGAUCCUCACACACCCGAGACAGAGAACCCCGCUCACCAUCUCAGCGCUCUCCGUCUGGGCGUUCACCCUCAGGGCGCUCCCCUUCCCAGGAGAGAUGGAGGGAGAGUGGAGGAGAGGGACCACCCCGCUCCCGGGAGCAAGACGACAGACCCGAGCCCAUGACGAGGGAAGACCGGGAGAGGUCCACCUCUCCAGAGAUGAUGGCCAGGGGGAGAGAAAGAGAGAGAUCUCUGUCGCUAGAGAGGGAUAGACGUUCCAGCUCAGAUGGGGAGAGGGAGUCGGGGGAGAUAUGAUACAGAGGGGGACAUCCGAGGUCAUGUUAGAGCAGGGUUUUUUUAGAAAGAUGGAGCAACAGCCCAUUCUAAUGGGCUCCUUACCCCUUCACCUGAACCAUAACCCUUAGAUGUUUGCAGAUAUAUAAGAUGGAAGCAAUAUGGUGGAAGCUACACUGCUUAUACCUAUCUAGACCUUUCAGAUCCGCAAUCAUCAAACGUUUAUGGCUAGGUGGGAGGGAGUGAAUUGGGACUGGCUGGAAGGGUCCAGGAGGGUGGUGAGUAUGUGUGUUCAUUCAUGUUGAAGUGGGACAUAUAAAUUGGGCGGAGAGGAAACAUUGGGGCAAGGAAAUCAGGAUGGGAGCAUGCAAAGAUAGUUGGUGGAGCUUUCGAUUGGGAUGAAUGGGAAAGACCUUGAACGAAAGGUAGGAAGUUGGACUCGGAGCAACACUUUAUUUCAUGUAAUAAUUGGAUAUUGGGACAGGGUUAGUAGAGGGAGAUGGAAGUUCUACCCAUUUAAACGUUUUAUUUUAGAAAUGCUGUUCUGUUUUUUUUUAAUCAUCAUUAUGAUUGACAAUGUUGAUGCGGUCGUCAUUUCCUGGGUUCCAACAUGGAUCCAAAGAUCGGUUUCAUAUGGGGGAGCGCGUAUAGUGUGUACAACUUAGAUUUAUACACAAACAGUGAUGAACAACCACAUCCUUUGAAAGAUAAGUGGUACUCUCAAGUAUGUUUAAGACUCUUCACACUAAUAUGGACAUGUAGAAUUCAAUAUAGUUGGCAACGUACACAAGCAUUUUACAUACUGUAACUUUAUUGGUAUUCUGCAGAAAACCAUGAAUAGAUGCAUACAUUUCGGCAGAAACCCAUGAACAGACACACACACACACACACACACACACAGUCUUUUUGCUGUCAAGGUGGAUGUUUUGGGGGCUCUACCUUGCUGUGCCAUCUACUACAAAGUUAAUAAAAGUCCUGCUUCCAUUGUGA